AUGCUUGAACGUUUAAUGAAAGGAAUGAUUUUAAAUUAUCAACAACAAUGGAUACUUGAUAAUAUACCUAUUAUGUUACGUUAUAGAAAUACUGAAAAUCGAGAAUUUAGUUCCCAUAGUUUUCCUAUUGGCUGUUAUGUAACUAAAAGUGGUCAAACAAAAGAAUCAUGUAAUAUUCGUGAUGGGCAAAAUGAUAUAUUUUAUGUAUUUAAUCAUUUGGAUUUUGAAAUAACUUAUCAUAAUGAACUAGAUAAAAUAUGGGAAAGUGCAUUGAGUGAAGAUAGUAGUCGAAUUAUUUCAGCGAAAAUACAAGUUAAUAGUUUAAAUUCAAAUAGAUGUGAUCGUGCUAAUGAACCAGUUAUGUUUCAAUCAACAAGCAAAGAUGUUGAAAUUCCAUUUAUAUACACUACAAUUUAUAAAAAAUGA
Molecule: messenger RNA, 426 nt
Organism: Rotaria sp. Silwood1
Lineage: Eukaryota; Metazoa; Rotifera; Eurotatoria; Philodinida; Philodinidae
Source: the annotation of a GenBank genome assembly